Sitophilus oryzae (rice weevil) is the source of this 8627-nucleotide messenger RNA. It is a transcript of the gene skd, whose product is annotated as mediator of RNA polymerase II transcription subunit 13. Gene Ontology annotation, molecular function: transcription coregulator activity. Lineage: Eukaryota; Metazoa; Arthropoda; Insecta; Coleoptera; Curculionidae. Gene Ontology annotation, biological process: regulation of transcription by RNA polymerase II. The coding region runs from base 65 to 6577 and encodes 2170 amino acids. The record is from RefSeq and is a predicted model, not a curated record. The transcript is spliced from 28 exons. Gene Ontology annotation, cellular component: mediator complex.
UUUUGUGACGUGAUGUGUUAGUUUUGUGUAAACUGUGGAUUAAUCAUUUAAAAAUGGAUCAAAUAUGACGCACCCCAGUUUUCAAACUAACGGAGCUAGUUUAGAAGAUUGCCACACAAACUUCUUUGCUUUGACCGAACUAUCCGGCAUCAAAUGGCGUAAACUGACGUGGUCGGAACCGGGCGGCGGUAGCCACGGACCCGGUGGGGGCGGCCAUCACCACGUGCCGCCCGGCGAGCCCCUGGACGAUCCGGUACUGCGCAGCUACGCGCGCUGCCUCGCCUCCGACAUCCUGUGCGUGUGGCGCCGCGUCUCGUCCUCGGUCGGCGUCGGCCACUACCGUCACCACUCGGACGCCUUCGAUGCGCCGCCGCCUCCCGCGCAGCCACCCCCUCUCAGCCUGGCCAGCGCCAAGGAGCUGUGGAUCUUCUGGUACGGGGAGGAGCCCGACCUCAACGAGCUGGUGGCGCCCGAGUUGAACAUGAGCGAUUGCGAACAAGGUUCUUGGGAAAGUGGUUUGUCAUACGAAUGCAGGUCUUUGCUCUUCAAAGCUCUUCACAACCUGAUCGAAAGAUGUUUAUUGUCAAGGGACUUCAUCCGACUAGGCAAGUGGUUCGUCCAGCCUUACGACUACCCGGCACCACGUUACGACCCCUCCGACCCGGACUCGCCUUCCGCCCCUCCCGGGGCUCCCUCGCCCCCUUAUGAGGCCCCCUCGGCGGCGCCACCUACCGCCGGCCACCUCUCCUUCUCGUUCGCCUUCUUCGUGCACGGCGAGAGCUCGGUGUGCGCCAGCGUGGACGUGAGGCAGCACCCGCCGGUGAGGCGGCUCACCCGGUGGCACAUGCAGCAGGCCCAGGCCAGUUCGGGAGGCAUCAAAGUGAUUUUGGCGCCUUUUGGACUAGCUGGUACGCUCACCGGGCAGUGUUUUCGAUCGCCUGAGUCGACAGCCAAGUUUUUGGAGGAUUGGAGUCAUUUUUAUCCUUUGGACAAGAGCUCAUCGCUUACUGAUAGUAAUGUGGUGGAAGUUAUUGUAGGUGGAGUAAAGAUGAGGUACCCCUCAUGCUACGUUAUGGUGACAGAUUUGGAUGAUACAGGAAACCACAAUGUACUGAGUAGUUUAGGUCUAUUGGGGAGCGGCAGUGGGAACAAUGCGACUACUAAUGAAAGGUUACUUAAGACACCCGUCAGCGCAAACGACACCUGUUUGCCUAUCACCGUACCCACACCUCCACCAUCGCCGGUGCAGAUCAACAGCAAAGUACCUCAACCGGGACCCCACACCGUUUCGGUGGAGAACAUCAACAGCAUGUCCAGGGAGCAGUCGGCCGCUCAGGUACUGGCGGAGAGGACGUGGCAGUACUGCUUGUGCGCGAACGAGAAGGGCUCCAAGGAGGACGGGGGUGGGAACUGGGACUUUGUGGAACCUACAAGGAAGACUUGCUGUACCUGUUUAAAGCCAAGAAGAUAUCUUUACUCGUCUAACUCCAAGUGGCCCCAAUCUCACGCCAACCUAAGUUCCAGUUCUGCAACUUGUUCGGGCAGUUCGCCGAAGCCUCAAAAACUCCUAAAAAACCGUAUUCCGUUUCACAGGCGAUCGCUGAACGCCGGGGCGGAACCGCCCCUCCAGCCCCAAGGGGCGACGGGGGAGGCACCUAGCCAACCCCAACCCUCAGACUCAAGAACAUGUCUUGGAGGUUCUUACACGCCGCAAGGAGGUCCGCCUUCGUAUCCGAGGACUCAGGAAAGUUUGACAGUUAAUUCAGUUGGUAGUCCUGCAUCAGUUGCUCCAUCUCCAUUGCCAGGUCCUCACUCACAACCUGCUUCAGUUCCACCAGCUGAUGCUACAAUGCCAACAUUGUCACCUAACCCACCUACAUCUGAUCAGUCACCGUUAGUAGGCGUAGAUAAAACCCAUACGCCACCAGAUAGCGUUCGGAUGCCACCAAAAAGUAUAGAAAGUCCAAACAGUAGUCCAUCAUGUAUUAAAACUGACCAAGACGCCAAAACCAACGACAGAAGAUCGAUAGACGACGCUGAGAAGGGUAAUGGGGGAUUGACAGCCUUAAAAAGGCCGUUCUUGAGCAGCAAAGAGUAUGAAGUGGCAUUAGGUGAAGAAGAACACACCCUUGACAUGUUAUAUGAUUACUCGACUCAAAAUGCAUGGCUGAACCAUCCAGUAAAAAGGUUCAAACCCGACGGAAAAGACAGUAGGAUAAAUAGGAAAAUGGAUAUAUACACCCUGUAUCAUCACAACGGCAUUAGUCAAAACAAUGAUAUUAGUAAUAUAAAUAUUAAGCAAGAGACUUCUUUUAAUAUGGAUCCAGAUUCAAAAUCGAUAUUGCAACCCCACGGCGUUAAGCGGCCGGGAGAUCCUUACGAAUUUGGAGACGAUGGUGACAACUCGAAUUGUAAAAUAGACGGUUUUACUAGGACACCGCCCAUCAAAGAGGAGCCAAAAGAUAAAAGAGUAGAAAAUUUAUUUGUGAAUGAAAGUUUGCAGCCCUCUUUGAAGGACUUAGACCAAAUCUUUGACAACUCGGAUUAUACGAGCAGUGAUGAAGCGUGCUUUCCACAGAUUCAAAUACAGACGCCUCCGGGAUCUGCGGGGCCCACUACCAACCACUUACUUCACCACGACGACACCACCAAACGGCUUUCCACCGGGUACGGAACAACGAAUUUGGGCGGCUGUCCCAACGUGGGCAUGCCGCCCGAAUUGAGCAAAAUGUUUCCCACGCCGCCCAGUUUGGAACAUAACCCCAUCGCGUCACCUUGCGGCCAAUCGGACUUGGUACAGCCUGACUAUACUGAUUUGACUAUAGUUAGGCUCAAGCAGGAGAUUUAUCCGAUGAUGGGGAGCCCACAAGAGGAGAAUAUAGAAGACUGGAGUUUCGUUUUUAAACCACCAGCCAUUUGUAAAAUGGUCGGCAGCAGCAAGUAUGCCCCAUUGAACAAUCUGCCCAGCCAAAUGCAACCCGUACAACUUCCUAGCAAUUGUGUUUACAAACCUUCCUGGAUACAGCAUCUAGAAAAUAGUAAAAACCACAGCCAACAGAACGCUACAAAUAACAAUAGUAAUAGUAAUAAUAGCAACCACAACAGUACCAAUAACAUGAACAACAGAAAUCGAACGCCAACGCCCUCUGUGCCCAAUAAUCUACAUCAAAGUCCGGGGGUAUUUCCACCUAGUCCUUUACAUCCUCCAGGUUUUAGGCCUCCUCCACCUCCAUACGAGUUACCUUCUCCAGCGAACUCUAAUGCCUCGUCGUAUCUGAAUAAAAACCUGAAUUCUGUCGAGCCAGUAUCUACGCCGCAAGCUAAUCAUCGAACGCCAGAAGCAAGUUCGUUAGUGCUCAACAUUCUCCUAACUGAUACUGCCUUCAACAUCUUUAGGGAUCAUAACUUCGACAGUUGUACUUUGUGCGUGUGUAACGCAGAUGGAAAGAUUGUCGGAAACAUCAGAGGGGCUGAUGCUGGCAUCUAUCUCUUGAAUUCACAAAGUGACAAAAUUCAUGCUAGUGCGCAGCCCAGCAGUCCCUAUCCCGGCAUGGGGCAGCCGCCUCCCUAUGGAGGAAUGCUCUCUCCCCAACAUCAUGGUACUUCAGAUGAGGAGCAAGUUAGGUGUAAAUGUGGGUUCUCGGCGGUAGCCAAUAGACGACUUGCAUAUGGCAGCGGACUUUUCUAUGAAGACGAAAUGGAAAUUACAGGUAUUGCCGAAGACCCGGGCGAACGAAAGAAGGCCUCACUAGUCAGUUACCUCGCAUCUUUGAACAGCAUCAAGUCCGAAUCGAUGGUCGAUCGUGAACAGCUCGAUUCGUUACCGAACAAUCUGCUCGAGCUCGUGCGCGAUCAGCUGGUGUUCGUUCCCAGCACCGCGAACGCCCUCUGUCGAGCGGCUAGGUACGUCAGACAGGCUAAAGUGGGAUUAUAUUCGAAUUCGGUGCAUCUGCUGGAGUACUCGGACAGCAACGAAGUUACUAGUAUAGCGUUGGAGCAGAGUAAAAAUCUGUUGGAUAAUUUGGGCAUGUGCAAGAUGGAGAACGAAAAGGUAUCCAAGUUACAAUCGGUGGGAGUACAUAGAUGGUCUUACCUAAAAGCACCAGGACCUCAGUGUAAUCAGGACAUUGUGAGAGUGAUGAAGUCCUUGCAGCCUUUGCUUCAGGAAACCGUUCAAAGGAGAGGGCAAACAAGACUCUGGGAAGCCCCUUCUGCCGUCAAGGGGCCUCUUACUUGGCGACAAUUUCAUCGAUUAGCUGGUAGAGGAACUGAUGAUAGAUGUGAACCUCAACCGAUUCCUUCUAUAAUAGUAGGGCAUGACAAAGAUUGGCUGUGUUUAUCUCCUUAUGCUCUUCAGCAUUGGGAGAGUUUGCUCUUAGAACCCUACUCCUAUACAAGGGACGUGGCUUACAUUGUUGUGGCGCCUGAUAAUGAGGCGAUUUUACCAAGAGUUAAGACUUUUUUCAAGGAAUUGUCAACUGCAUAUGAAAUAUGCAAGUUGGGUAGGCACAGUCCUAUUACGAAAGUAUUAAGGGACGGUAUAUUAAGAGUGGGUAAAACAGCAAAAAUGAAAAUUGGAAAUGAACCAGUUGAAGAUUGGUUUACAUUACUUGGGGAUGGGGAAACAACUGAUAUGCUUAAGUUGUAUGCACAGGUUUGCAAACAUCACCUAGCGCCACAUUUACAACAAGUACCUAUGGACAAAACGUUAUUAGAUCCACCGCCCGAGCCCAAUGAAAGACCGGCGCCGAGUCCUAUGCCUCCGCCCAGCACGCCAGAUCCUAACCUAAAUUCGCAGUCAUCUUCCACGCCUGAAAAGGCACCAUCGACGCCAAAGAGUGACCAAGAUUUUGCAGACUCUGACGGAAUGAAAGAGAGUCCACCUUUUCCGGGCAGUAACCUUGACACCUCGCACGACGACGAUGACAGGGAGGCGCCAUCUGUCGUCGUGUAUCUGGUUGAACCGUUUACGUUGGGUUCCGAUCAACCCGAGUUACAACGACUCGCUGUUCUGGCACUACUGAGAUGCUUCCAAAGCGUUCUAGCCGCCGUACCUGAAAAUAUUAGGAAUAAUAUUAGUGUUCAAAUAAUUUCUUUAGAAAGUAUAGUGGAAUUAAACAAGGCUAGAGACCGAAUGAGGCACAGUGAUAAUAUGAGAGCGUUGGCCUUAAAUAUUUUCUCCCAAUGUAGAAGAUUGCUGAUUCAUUCAAACAACGUUAAAUCGCUCACUGGCUUUGGUACUGCCGCUACUGCGGAUCUGUUUUUGAAGAGUAAAGAUGAAAACAAUCGGGCACCUUACAGACUGUUCACACCGCCCUAUAUACUAGCACCGAUGCGGGAAAAAGUCGAAUCGGCCGAAGCAUUCGGCAAAGGUACGCAGGACCAGGCUUCAGUCCUCUACAUUUCCUACUGCCUCUCCGACGAUCAAAGCUGGCUAUUGGCAGUCUGUACCGACGAAAGAGGAGAGAUUUUCGAAACAGUUACCAUUAAUAUAGACAUACCAAAUAGAAGCAGGCGGAAAAAGGCAUCGGCGCGCAGGAUCGGAUUGGAAAAACUGAUGACGUUCAUUUUGGGCAUUAUGUCGCAAAGCGUACGGCCUUGGCGAUUGGUGGUUGGAAGGUUGGGGAGAAUAGGUCAUGGCGAACUAAAAGGCUGGAGCUGGCUUCUCAGCAAAAAGAACUUACUGAAGGCUUCCAGGCAUUUGAAGGAGAUUUGUAACCAAUGUUCGAUGCUGUAUCCGAGCGCAGUGCCUUGUAUUCUAUCCGCUUGUCUUGUCAGUUUGGAACCUGAUUCCUGUUUGAGGUUGAUGCCGGACCAAUUCACUCCCGACGAAAGAUUCAGUCAGGCCAGCGUCAAUUCGCAACUGUCAACGCCUCAGGACGUUUCUUGUACGCAUAUUAUGGUUUUCCCUACUAGUGCCACAACCCAGUCGUCACAAACAGCGUUUCAGGAACAACAUAUCGGUGCCGAAUUAGGCGACGACGAAUUAUUCAAAGCGUUCGACGACGAUUUGUCUGAAGGAAUAGAUAAAGAAUUUACCGAAAUAUUCAACUGGGACCAGUUGGCCCAGUCUCCGACUGGUAGCCCACGAAGAGAGGAUGCGGGGGCAGGCAGUCCUGGAGGCGGUGGAGUUGGGAGUAUGGAGGGAGCUCCUGGUAUACCGGGUGGUCUAUCUAAAGGACAAGAAUCGAGUGAAGAAGUUGGCAUAGUUCUCCAGCAACCUCUGGCUCUCGGUUACUUGGUAUCCACCGCGCCUACCGGACGUAUGCCGCGGUGGUUUUGGGCGUCUUGUCCCCAUCUGGAAGGCGUUUGUCCAGCCUUUCUCAAAAAUGCUCUGCAUUUACACAGUCCCAACAUUCAACAGAGUAGCGACGAUUUGUUUCAACAAUCCGCUCAAGUUACUAGUCAUCCAUUAGAUUCUCAGUACACUACAGAUGUUUUAAGGUAUGUUUUGGAAGGCUAUAACGCCCUUUCCUGGUUGGCUCUAGACUCUAACACCAAGGACCGUUUGUCAUGUCUGCCAGUUCAUAUGCAAGUUUUAGUUCAACUUUAUCACACAGCUGCAGCGCUCUUGUAAAACCCUGUGCCUAUAGGCAGUGUUUAGGCAUUUAGUGUAACCUGAUUUCAUUUUAUCGUUUCUAUUUCUUUUAAUCUUUUACACUCGCCUAAUUUUUUGUUGAUGUCUUAAUAUUUGAAGUUUCGUUAUGUACAUUACAUAUUAUUUUAUUGUACAUAUUAAACAUUGUUUUGAGUAUAUAUUCUACGGUACUUAAAGAGAAGGUGGUCAAAAUUUGCAGCAAUUUUAAAUCCAUUGUCAGAACGUUAAGCGAACAAAAUUUCGCAUGGAACUUAUUCCUAUGGUUGUAAUUAUUUUAGCCAAUGUGUAGAUUGUAAGUAUAGUGACAAAUUAUUAUAAUACUCAAAGUGUUGUUAAUACUGAUAUUAUUUUAAUUGAACAAUGUACAUACAGAGAAUAAUUUAACUGUAAUUUGUCCCUAUUGUUUUUUAUUGUACAAAGAAAAAUUGUGAUAUUAUAAUAAAUUUUAGUCUGUAUAAAAACUAUUUUUAAACUGAAAUCGCCGAAUAUAUAAACUAUAAUAUUAUAUAUUUUUAACUGCCAAUAAUCACAGUGUUUUACAAGAGUAAUAAAUAGGUUAGUUAAAUCUCAAUGUAAUUGUAAUAUGUGUUUCUGUAAGUUUCAAUAUCAAUGACAUUUUACAUGUGUUUCAUUAUGGUGCUUGAAAAGAAAUUUUGUUAAUAACUUACUUGAAUCUUCCUUUGUCAGCUUCCUUUCGCAUCUCAGGGAUCUUCUUCCUUGUUUCUUAUUGUAUUUUAGUACAAUAAGAAAUAAAUCAAAUUUGGAGAAACUAUUUUAUUUGUCAGGUUAAAGAGAUGUUUCAGAGGUGUACCUCAAAAAAAAAGUCUAGAAAAUACAGUUAAAUUUUCGUUUGUAAUAUGUUUAAAUUUUUGCAUCAGUGUUACAGAAUUGCUUAACUCUACAAAAGCGAUAUAAGCGAUUUGUUUUAUAAGCGAGUUUGUCAUAUUUUUAGGCUGUUAUAUUAGUAACACCGAUAUCGAAAUGAUUGAAAGUAUUCUUUAAGAAGGAACAUAGAUUCCAUUUCUUCCUCUUUUUAUUUAUUGACGUUUUAAUUUGGGAUAUUUUCCAUCCAAACAUAAAAAUUCUGUUGUUCCAUGGCAAGAGUGUAAAAUAUAUUGACACACACUGCUCAUUCACACUGCUUCAAAGCCGGAUGAGAUCGUAUAUCUCGUGAGUAAGAGUCGGUUUUAGACGUUCGCCAAGUCGGUAGGCCCCGUCCAGAUUAACCUUAGCAGCUAAAAGGAAACGUUAACUUAAAAUACCUACUUUAGAACAUAAUUUGUAAUCGCGUUUAAAAUUUUACUUGAAAUUGAAUUUUUUGAUUGUUUAUGUAGUAAAUUUUGUAAAAAUAUAACGUCACACAGUGGCCCACAACACAAACACAGACCGCAAUGACUCGAAGGCCAAAAAAGAGAGGGAAUAAUGGAAUAACGCGUGAUUUUAUUUCGUUGGUGUCGAUCGCUGUCCUGCGCAGUGAUGCCGAAUUUGAUAAUUUUUGUCUUAAUUUAUAGUAAAAACUAUUUUUAUUUUAUUAUUUUGCCAAAUUUUGCCUGCCCUGCUUUGAUUAGCACUGCACGCCAGUGACGUCACAAUAAAAUAACAGUUAUAUAAAAAAUAAUUUUUCUCAGUGCAUUUAAAAAUUUCUUUCAAUAAAAUUCCAGACAUUGUUUUGGCGUUCAAGAGAAUUUAACUAUCAAAAUUGCUUGUGUACAGUUAAGAUAUUCUGUGCCUAUGUCUCCUUAUGCAAUUUUAUUGUAGUUGUGUCUCUGAUUGUUAUUUAGUAAUUAAUAAAUAAAUUGACAAUAUUAUUUUGUAUAUCGAAGUAGAAGGCCUUAUUGAAAACUAGUAAAGGCGAAAAUUAUAAAGUAUAGUAAUGUAUAAAUGGCUGAUUUGAUAUUUCAUAGUUCUGAAUUUCCACACCUGAAAAAAAAAUUAUAUACAUUAUAUAUACAUACAUAGAUAUAUUAAUUCCAAGAUUUUCCAUAAUUGAUUAAGUUUUUAAAGCACAUUUGAAACACAUGUAAAAAAA